CUGAUAUUCCUCCCAAGGAUGGUCUUCCUGCUCCAGCGCGUUUUCCUCUACCACACCGUCCUUGAAUCAUCCUGCAUCACAUAUUGCACGAUGCACGAUGCAUCUGGGAUCACUUCUGAGUGCAGAAUACCGUUCCAUGUACAUCUCUACCAGGACAACGAGUAUCGUGUCUUGUUGCUCGUGUCUACAAUGAAAAGUAGGCGCUCUGGCAGGCGUGGAAACCAGGGACAAUUCAAGUUUUCUCUAAAUCGAGUUCGUAAUCUUUCUGGCAAUCACGAUGGAGGUGGGGACAGCUCCGAUGUUCCUUUGCAAACCAUCACCAUCGCACAGCAGAGCAGUGAGCCUCAUGUGGCUACUAUGCCUUCCGCAACGUCUAUGGCUGGCGGACUUGACGUUGCUAGGCCUUCAACCUCUCGAGCGGUAGAAGAGUCCUCAGUGAAGGACAUAGACUGGCAGACUAUCGAGACGAAGUCGGAAGGCAGUGAUGCUUCUGUUGGGCAAUCCAACGAGUCUAUCUCUGAGGGGUCAGGGGGGGACGCCGCACCUGAGUCCAUAUCCACUGCUGAUGAGGCAGAGGGUGAAGAUGAUACUAACUCCGGAGAGACAAUCGAGGACUCUGAAGACCUCCCGAGAGAUCCGUGGGCAAAAUGUGCCAAAGCGGUGUGGGAAUACGAGGCAUCUGUUGUCGCGCAAUGGAAGGAAGACAUCAACAAUCUGCUCAUAUUUUCUGGGCUUUCCUCUGCGGUGUUAACCGGAUUCAUCGUUCCACUGUACGUCAUGCUCGCGGCAACUCAAGCCCUAAUAUCUAUGUCAGCCCAUUUGAGCAUCGUUGCUGCUGACUCCGGACACACUACCAUAGCCAACUGGCUGUUAUCCCUAUCCGCCGAUACGACUUCAUCUUCCGGACCAUCCGCCACCAUCGUCGCUGUUUGUGUUCUGUGGUUCAUUGCCCUUCUACUCAGUAUAGGUGCCGCAUCGCUGGCGAUUUCCAUCAUCCAAUGGCUUCACCACCACACUACAACGACGUCAAAGACUCCCCGCCAAAGUGUACGUGUCUGGUACUUCCGGCGCACUGGCCUGAGUUCCUGGGGCGUUGAGCAAGCAAUUACUAUCUUACCACUGCUACUCCAACUUUCGCUCCUCAUGUUCCUCGUGGGCCUUGCAGCUCUCCUCUGGACCCUUAGCACCCCUGUUGCGGCUGUGACCUUGGUGCUUGUUGUCCUACUAUUAUUGCCGACUAUUGCUACCCCCAUUCUGCCAUCACUAUUCCCCCAUUGCCCUUAUAAGUCAAGUCAGGCUUGCCGCUGGUUCGAGGAGUCUCGUUGGAACUCCAUCCCCAAACCAAGAGGUGGCCCAUCAGAAUAUGUUGUACGGAUGGUAUGGAAUCUAUGGAGCUCAGCUGGGAAGUGGAAAAUAUUCCGAGAUCUUCCGCCUCUUGGAGGCUGGAUCGCUCUCGAUAGCUUUUGCAUGCAGACCUUAAAAGAGCCUAGGCAAGCAAGGCUCAAGAUGCUCGUGGAGGCGGAUGCAAGAGUCAUGGACGAGGGCUUUCUCGCAACUGUCGUCGAGCCCUGCCUCAAAGAAGCCAAGGUGUCGGAAGCUCUACCUGCUUUCUACGAUAUUCUGGCGCAAAGGGCACAUGAUCGCGACCAUGACGAGAAUCAGCCACUCCGCUGGUACCAUGAAGAGCAAGAUGGCCGAAGCAUUGUCAUUUUAGGCCGUGUGGCUGCGGAUAUGUUCGAUCGCAUUCCUGACAACAUGGAUAAUGCCCUGGACCAUUGUAUUCACAUCCUCCAGAUUCUAGGCAGCCUCCUAUUUGCCACCCCUGCGGCAGAGGAGGAAGUGCGCGACAAAUUGGCCUUUAUGUGGUCCGACGGAAAGUUGACAUCAGAUCCAUGCUUACAUGACCAUUUGGGAUGGCUGGUUGCAUUCGGUGAAGUCUAUGUCGACGACCUCAGUACAGUGCUUGACCGCCUAUCGACUGCCCAUACGAAUUUAAGCACUCAGAGAUACCUGCAGUUCUCUGCCUCCGCCUUGAAGCGGGCCGCAGAUGUGCUCCCAGAUAUCCGUGAUUCCACGCAUCGCGUUCUGAAGGACAUAGCCGCAUACUUCGGGUCGGCCGAAGGCAGCACCAUGGCUCAGGAUAUCACCAGCGGUGAUGAUUGGUACUGGUUCCUUCAGCUGUUACACGGGUAUCAUGCACUACUCGAAGCCGAUGCAACAUUACUCUCUAAGGACUUGAAUGCCGCGCUGACAACGUGCAUCACGAAGUGUCCUAAUAACGAUGAAUACAAAGAUGACAUACAGCGAUGCAUGCAGACAAUUCAAAACAUGAUCAGUAUUCAGCCAACGGACGGUACAGUGCCGGCGGUUCAGCCUGCUGGACUUGAUGCGACUACAGAACCCACACAAGACAUCUCCGCAACUACUUUCAGCUAA
This is a messenger RNA of Postia placenta MAD-698-R-SB12, 2436 nucleotides long. RefSeq lists its product as hypothetical. NCBI's taxonomy places the organism in Eukaryota, Fungi, Basidiomycota, Agaricomycetes, Polyporales, Adustoporiaceae. The annotation marks the transcript as partial. The record is from RefSeq and is a predicted model, not a curated record. The transcript is spliced from 9 exons.